This is a messenger RNA of Ramularia collo-cygni, 5034 nucleotides long. Its product is annotated as probable clathrin heavy chain. The transcript has 5 exons. NCBI's taxonomy places the organism in Eukaryota, Fungi, Ascomycota, Dothideomycetes, Mycosphaerellales, Mycosphaerellaceae. Gene Ontology annotation, molecular function: clathrin light chain binding; structural molecule activity. Bases 1 to 5034 code for a protein of 1677 amino acids. Gene Ontology annotation, cellular component: actin cortical patch; clathrin coat of trans-Golgi network vesicle; clathrin complex. Gene Ontology annotation, biological process: receptor-mediated endocytosis; Golgi to endosome transport; intracellular protein transport. The record is from RefSeq and is a predicted model, not a curated record.
AUGGCACCGCUACCCAUCAAGUUCACUGAGACUUUGAACCUCACAUCUGUCGGAAUCGUCCCGACCUCAAUAGGCUUCAACUCAUGCACGCUCGAAUCCGACCACUUCGUCUGCGUACGGCAAGUCAUCGAGGGCUCCCAGCCUGAGGUGCUCAUCAUCAACCUCAAGAAUGGCAACAGCGUCAUGAAGCGGCCGAUCAAGGCUGACAGUGCGAUCAUGCACUGGAGCAAGGAGAUCAUUGCGCUCAAGGCGGGUGGUAUGACAUUGCAGAUAUUCGAUUUGGCGCAAAAGAGCAAGAUCAAGAGCACAACCAUGACAGAGGAGGUCCUCUUCUGGAAGUGGAUCAGCGAGACUUCACUGGGCCUGGUUACACCGACCUCCAUAUACCACUGGAAUAUCUUCGACCCAUCACAAGUCACGCCGCAGAAGAUGUUCGAUCGCAACCAGAACUUGUCGGGGUGUCAGAUAAUCAACUACCGCGUCGCGGACGACGAGUCGUGGAUGGUCGUGGUAGGCAUCUCUCAGCAGCAGGGCCGGGUCGUCGGCAGCAUGCAGUUGUACUCAAAGGAGCGAGGAAUCAGCCAGGCCAUCGAAGGACACGCUGCUGCGUUUGGAUCUUUCCGCAUGGAGGACGCAUCUUCGGAUACCAAGCUCUUCACGUUUGCGAACCGCUCAGCGACUGGUGCCAAGCUACACAUUGUCGAGGUCGACCAUCAAGCGUCAAAUCCAGUGUUCCAAAAGAAGGCUGUCGACAUUUACUUUCCUGCAGAGGCGGUCAGCGACUUCCCCGUGGCCAUGCAGGUUUCAUCCAAGUACAAAGUCAUCUACUUGGUGACUAAAUACGGCUUCAUCCACCUGUACGAUCUCGAAACUGGCACGACCAUAUUCAUGAACCGCAUCUCGAGCGAAACGAUUUUCACGACCGCAGGCGAUGACGAAGGCGCAGGAAUUGUGGGAGUAAACAGGAAGGGCCAAGUCCUGGCCGUUAGCGUGGACGAGAGCACGAUCAUUCCAUACCUUCUGCAAAACCCCGAGAAUGCCGAGCUUGCGUACAAGCUGGCGUCUCGAGCGGGAUUACCUGGUGCCGAUCAGCUAUACCAGCAGCGAUUCGAUCAGCUUCUCAACGCAGGAGACUACCAGCAGGCCGCGAAGACAGCCGCAAAUUCUCCUGCCGGGUUCCUCCGCACACCACAGACGAUUGAGAAGUUCAAGAACUUGCCUGCGCAACAGGGUCAGCUUUCGUUCAUCUUGCAGUACUUUGGCAUGCUCUUGGACAAGAGCAAGUUGAACCAGCAUGAGACACUYGAGCUCGCUCGACCUGUGCUCUCUCAGAACCGCAAGCACUUGCUCGAGAAGUGGAUGAAGGAGGGCAAACUUGGUUGUUCCGAGCAGCUCGGAGACCUCGUGCGCAUUCACGAUGUUGCGCUAGCGCAACAGAUCUAUCAAGAAGCUGGCGCAUCGCAGAAAGUCAUUGCUGCAAUGGCCGAGUCUGGUAAUUUUGAGCAGAUCUUGCCGUACUCUCGGUCUGUUGGCUACUCGCCAGACUUCAAUGCCCUCGUCCAGAAUGUUACGCGGGUCAACCCAGACAAAGCUGCAGAAUUCGCCACGAGUAUUGCUCGCGAGGAUCCGUCGCUGCUCGACAUUGAUCGCGUCCUCGACGUCUUCCAGGCCCAAGGAAUGGUGCAACAAGCGACAUCGUUCCUCCUCGAUGCGUUGUCAGCAAAUCAGCCCGAGCAAGGACACUUGCAGACACGCCUACUCGAGAUGAAUCUUCUCAAUGCGCCUCAGGUCGCAGAUGCAAUCUUGGGCAACGAGAUGUUUUCUUACUACGACAAAGCAAAGAUUGCAGGCCUGUGUGAGAACGCCGGUCUACUGACAAGGGCUCUAGAGCACUACGAGGACCCUGCCUCCAUCAAACGCUGCAUCGUUCAAACGGACAAGAUCAGUGAGGAGUUUCUCAGCAACUACUUUGGCCGCUUGACUGUCGAAUUGGCUUUGGAGUGCUUGGAUGAGAUGCUCAAAGUCAACAUUCGCCAGAAUCUACAAGUUGUCAUCAACAUUAGCAAAAAAUACUCGGAUCUAUUUGGUCCUUCAUCGAUCAUUGCGCUGCUCGAGAAGUACCGCACCGCUGAAGGCCUCUACUUCUACCUCGGUGGCAUUGUCAACAUCACACAGGACAACGAGGUCACCUUCAAGUACAUCGAGGCUGCGACCACAAUGGGUCAGCUCCAAGAGGUUGAGCGCAUCUGCCGUGAGAGCGACCAUUACGACCCAGAGAAGGUGAAGAACUUCCUCAAGGAAGCCAACCUCCACGAGCAACUCCCUCUUAUCAUCGUGUGCGAUCGCUUCAACUUUGUUCACGAUCUGGUCAUGUACCUGUACAAGAACCAGCAUUUCAAGUCGAUCGAGGUCUACGUCCAGCGCGUCAACCCUGCACGCACUCCCGGCGUCAUCGGCGCACUCCUGGACGUUGACUGUGAUGAGACCGUCAUCAAGAACAUGUUGAGCUCUGUUGAGUCAUCCUCGAUCCCUAUUGAUGAGCUCGUGGCCGAAGUCGAGUCGCGCAACCGUCUGAAGCUGCUGCUCCCGUUCCUCGAGAAGACCUUGGCCGCUGGUAAUCAGCAGGUGGCCGUCUACAACGCGCUGGCGAAGAUCUACAUUGAUUCAAACAACAACCCCGAAGCUUUCCUCUCACAGAACGAUCUCUACGACACACUCACCGUUGGAAAGUAUUGCGAGAAGCGAGACCCUAACCUUGCAUUCAUUGCGUACUCCAAGGGCCAGAAUGACCUCGAGCUCAUUGCUAUUACCAAUGAGAACAGCAUGUUCCGCGCCCAAGGUCGGUACCUGUUGGAGCGAGCGGAUCCAGAGAUUUGGUCAUACGUCUUGUCCGAGAACAACAUUCACCGCCGCUCUUUGGUUGACCAAGUCAUCGCCACCGCAGUGCCGAACUCGACCGAUCCUGACCAAGUCAGCAUCGCGGUCAAGGCCUUUAUCGAUGCAGACAUGCCUGUCGAGCUGAUCGAGUUGCUUGAGAAGAUCAUCCUGGAACCUACUGUGUUCUCAGACAAUGCUAACCUGCAGAACCUGCUGAUGCUUACUGCGRCAAAGUCUGAUCGUGGCCGUGUUGCAAACUACAUCCAGCAGCUUGAUCAGUAUGAUCCCGAUAGCAUCGCUGAUCAAUGUAUCGAGGUUGGCAUGUACGAGGAGGCUUUCCUCAUGCACAAGAAGGCCAAGAAUCACUCCAGGGCUGCCGAUGUGCUCGUCGAUCACGUUGUCUCCAUUGACAGAGCCGCCGAAUUCGCUGAAGAGGUUGAUCUUCCCGAAGUUUGGAGCAAGGUCGCCAAGGCGCAACUCGACGGUCUCCGUGUGACGGACUCUGUUGAGUCUUACAUCCGCGCUCAGGAUCCCUCCAACCAUCUCGAGGUCAUCGAGACUGCAACACACGCCKGCAAGGAUGAGGACCUCAUCAAGUACCUCCGGAUGGCACGCAAGACUCUCCGCGAACCACCCAUCGACACUGCUCUCGCCUUCUGCUUUGCACGAACAAAUCAGCUGCCCGAGCUUGAGGAGUACCUGCGCUCAUCAAACGUCGCGAACAUUGAGGAGUCCGGUGACAAGGCUUACGCUGAAGGCUACCAUGAGGCGGCCAAGAUCUUCUUCACCUCCAUCUCCAACUGGGCCAAGCUUGCUACCACUCUCGUACACUUGGGUGAUUACCAGGCUGCCGUUGAAUGUGCCCGCAAGGCCAACAACGUCAAGGUCUGGAAGCAGGUCAACGAGGCAUGCGUGGAGAAGAAGGAGUUCCGCCUUGCACAGAUCUGUGGUCUCAACCUGAUCGUUCACGCUGAGGAGCUCACAGACCUAGUCAAGCAGUACGAGYGCAAUGGAUACUUUGAUGAGCUUAUUUCGCUCCUUGAGGCUGGUCUAGGGCUUGAGCGUGCUCAUAUGGGCAUGUUCACUGAGUUGGGUAUCGCCCUCAGCAAGUAUCACCCAGAGCGGGUCAUGGAGCAUCUCCGCAUCUUCUGGGGGAGAAUCAACAUCCCCAAGAUGAUCAAAGCAUGCGAGAUCGCUCACCUCUGGCCCGAGCUUGUCUUCCUCUACACUCACUACGACGAGUUCGAUAACGCCUCUCUCGCCAUGAUGGAACGUGCCUCCGACGCGUUCGAACAUCAUACCUUCAAGGAGACUAUCGUCAAGGUGGCCAACUUGGAGAUCUACUACCGAGCUCUGAACUUCUACCUCCAGGAGCAGCCAUCACUCAUCACCGAUCUGCUCCAGGCACUGACGCCACGCAUCGAUGUCAAUCGUGUCGUGCGCAUGUUUGAGAAGUCAGACAAUAUUCCCCUCAUCAAGCCGUUCUUGCUCAAUGUCCAGCCUCAGAACAAGCGGGCAGUCAACGAUGCAAUCAACGACCUUUUGAUUGAGGAGGAAGACUACCAGCAGCUUCGUGAUAGCGUGGAGAACUUCGACAACUAUGAGGCUGUAGCCCUCGCCCAGCGACUAGAGAAGCAUGACCUCGUAUUCUUCCGCCAGAUCGCGGCGAACAUCUACCGCAAGAACAAGCGUUGGGACAAGUCCAUCCAGCUCUCCAAGCAGGACAAGCUCUACAAAGACGCCAUCGAGACUUCGGCCAUCUCGGGCAAGACCGAGGUCGUCGAGGAGCUUCUUCGCUAUUUCGUCGACAUUGGUAGCAAGGAAUGCUACGUCGGCAUGCUCUACGCCUGCUACGACCUCAUCCCACUCCACACGGUCAUGGAAAUUUCAUGGCGCCACGGUCUGAACGACUUUACCAUGCCCUUCAUGAUCAACUACAUGUCACAACAAGCUGCCACCAUCUCAGAGCUGAAGCACGACAAUGACGAGCGUAAGGCUCGUGAGGCGGCGGACAGGAAGCCCGAGGACACCGGUCCAAUCCUUGGCCAGUCACGGUUGAUGUUGACUCAGGGCCCAAUGCAGAGUGCUCAGUCUCCAGCACCCUAUUCGAAUGGCAUUAUGCCGCAGCCUACUGGUAUGAUUGGUGGUUUCAGAUAA